AUGAAGCGGUAUGCACUGCGGUUGUUCAUAUCAUUCAAGUACAUCACAGCAAACGUUGUUGACAGAAAUAUUGGCCGAAUUGUUGUAACAGCAUCUACAAUUGAACAUUCUGUUAAGGGCUCACUCGAGUGUGGCCGCUCUUGCAAAGCAAAGGCAGCAGCAGUUGUUGAAGUGGUGCUCGCUAUGCAACUCAAUGUGGAAGGUCUUGACCAGGGACAGGGACGAGGGAUUCACGUCAAUGUAAAUAAUGAGGUUGAGAAGAAGGGUUUUAAGAACCGUACCAAGGUAUGGGCUAUUGUCAAUGCUCUUAAGAACAAUGAAGUACUUAAACUCAUUCUUGAUGACGAUGAAGAAAAUAGUUCCCGGCCAAGUUAA
Molecule: messenger RNA, 375 nt
Organism: Rosa chinensis
Lineage: Eukaryota; Viridiplantae; Streptophyta; Magnoliopsida; Rosales; Rosaceae
Exons: 1
Coding region: 1-375 (124 amino acids)
Biological process (GO): translation
Cellular component (GO): ribosome
Molecular function (GO): 5S rRNA binding; structural constituent of ribosome
Source: RefSeq, a predicted model, not a curated record